This is a messenger RNA of Manduca sexta (tobacco hornworm), 478 nucleotides long. RefSeq lists its product as uncharacterized. Bases 98 to 439 code for a protein of 113 amino acids. The transcript is spliced from 3 exons. NCBI's taxonomy places the organism in Eukaryota, Metazoa, Arthropoda, Insecta, Lepidoptera, Sphingidae. The record is from RefSeq and is a predicted model, not a curated record.
AAUAACGCGCCAAACAUUGACACGCCAUGACCAAUCACACAAAUUGAUUAAACUUCAGUUUUACUUUAACAUAGUGCAGUGUUAAAUCCAUUUAACAAUGUGGCCAUUGUUUUCUUUCACGAUAUUCUUCACUUCUAUACUAAUGGUAUCAUCCGAGGAAUCAUCAACAUUAGCAUCUCAACCAAAAAGUACCGUACGAAGAACACCACAACGUAUUCGUGAUAGGAAAAAUUCAGACCAGUCGGGUUUGAGUUUCUAUGCCGGCAAAAUGUUAAUACCAUUCUUAGGCGCUGGGCUAAAACUCUACGGUGGUGUCAACAAGGGUACAUCUGGGGUGAAAACAAUUGCAAGUGGCACAUACGACAUGGCCGACGGAGCAUUCGACGUUGUCAAAACAAGUUUUCGGAGACUUGGCGGUGUAUUUUUUAAAGAAAAAUAAUCACUAAAAUAAACUAAGAAUAAAGUAAUUGUAACAAAA